This is a messenger RNA of Lentinula edodes (shiitake mushroom), 2046 nucleotides long. RefSeq names its product transcription factor Opi1-domain-containing protein. Gene Ontology annotation, biological process: phospholipid biosynthetic process; regulation of transcription by RNA polymerase II; endoplasmic reticulum unfolded protein response. The record is from RefSeq and is a predicted model, not a curated record. Gene Ontology annotation, cellular component: endoplasmic reticulum; nucleus. Gene Ontology annotation, molecular function: transcription corepressor activity. The transcript is spliced from 3 exons. The coding region runs from base 1 to 2046 and encodes 681 amino acids. Lineage: Eukaryota; Fungi; Basidiomycota; Agaricomycetes; Agaricales; Omphalotaceae.
AUGGUCACGCUACCGCCGAUUGGAAUCAUUUUGUACAAUCUUGGUCUGGACAACACUCAACACAAACACCUGCUCAUGAAACUUGACACCAACGGACGCCCUUCCCGCGACCUGCAUGACCUGCCUGGGCUUGCGCACAUGCUCAAUUUCCCUGACCUUGAUGGUGUACCAAACCUCCCGCGUAUACGUGGUCCUGAUCAUGUUCAAAACCUUCCUCGCUUACGUGACAUCCACGGUGACCAGUUGGACAAAUAUCGUAGGUCGUCGCAAGGCGCUUCUGAACGACAGGACCCGGAAGAAGUGCGACAAGCGUUGCACUCACCAACGCGUGUAUCGCAAGAGGACCAUAACAGGAAAAGGAAAGGAGACGACGUUGGAAGAUGGGUGCAAAUGACCUCACCAUCUGAGAUUGAAAGCAGUUCCCAAAGCUUACACUCUUUAACUCCUACCAAUUCCUCGUAUUCGCGUGAACGAUAUGAUGUAGAGGAAAAUUCCCCUCCGGCAGACGGUAGUUCGUCAGGCGCUUUUCAUUCUCCUAACGAUUCAUCGUAUGAUCUUGCCUUCGAUGACCAACGUAGGCUAUCGCCAGCAUAUAAGGGCUCACGUCCGCACCAACAACCACAGGACAAUCAGCAGCAGGUAGUCCAACGCAGUAGUUGGCAGACAAUGUUGCUUGAAGCGGGAGGAUUCAGUGUCGCGUGGAGUGAGGAAAGUAUGCGGAAGCUAAGAUAUGUUCUUCAAUGGCUACAAUACGCUACGAACCAUAUCGACCAGCAGAUCCUGGCAAUACGUGAUUUUACCGAGUCAUUACAGCAGCAUUAUUUCGAGGCUCCUGUUGAUCCCACGACACCCAUCAACAACCGAAUCUCUUCCGAACAAGCCUCCGUACAUUCUCCCUUCGUACAAGAAGGCCAUUCUCGCUCGUCUUCCGAGUCACAGUCUCAAGCCAUCUCCUCUGCGCAUAUGCACAAGCUGACUUCUAUGCGACGCGAUGUAAUACAGACCGUGCGUGAGGUUGUCAGUGUAGUGUCGAAAUAUGGUGGCAGUGCGGCGUUACCAGAACCUGCGCGCAAAGCCAUGAAAAGUUUCAUACUGAAACUGCCAAAAAAGGUAGGGGAAGCCAUGAAGAUGAGUGGCCCUUCCCCCGAGAUGCACGCUGGCAUGAGUCUCGCAGGAGGUAGCAAUAGCGGUACUGGAAUGGAGAGAGAUAGUGUGGCUGCCGCUGCGUCUGGACGGGCAAGAAGUGAUAGACGAACUGCAGCACGUAGGAGUGCAAGAGGCGAUCGUGGCCUUAUCGGAUCCUCGUCUGCUGCGCCUUCGCCAAUGUCGUCGAGAACAAACUCCCCUGCGGCUUCUCCGAGGAUGCACCCACGAGGACUGCAUUCUGCUACUUCCUCAGUCUCCGGCUUUCCAGACCAGCAGGAUCAAGGCAUAUCUGGCUCUAGACAUGGACCAAGUACGAUAAGUGCAGGUACUGCCGUCGUUGCCGCGCAACGAAUCCUGACCCUUGCCACCGAGAGUAUGGACAUGAUGCGGGGUGUCACUGGUGUAGUAAGAGAGAGCUUGGAAAGAGCUGAUGCCUGGGUCGAGAGGUUGAAAACGAUCGGCGUUCAGCGCGGAGAUGGAUCAUCUAAUCCUCAGGCUGACUCAGAUCGCCCAACAUCUUCGUCUUCAUCUUCACCCAUGGAAAUGGAUCGCGGUCGUACGAACCACGAUUUGGCCUCAAUGCCCUAUGUGUACCGUGACUCGGAAGAUUCCGCCCUUCUCUCUCCGCUCAGCCUCGCGGGAAGGAGUAGACGAGGAAGUUUCGGGAGUAGCACAGGAUUCGACCAGAGAGGUGGCAGCUUACCUGCUACCCCUGGAUUGACAAGCUAUCCGUCUGGUCCCUAUGUGCCUUCCCCCUUCCUCCAUAAUGGGCUUUCGAUGGAUGCCUCUGGCCCAGAGGUUGGUUUAGGCUUGAGGAGGAUGAGUAUCCGGGGUGACGAAGGAGACAUGGUUGAUGUAAAGAAGGAGGAGCAGGAAGUCGAGAUGGAUUUGGAUGGAUAA